This is a messenger RNA of Vigna radiata var. radiata (mung bean), 911 nucleotides long. Its product is annotated as 26.5 kDa heat shock protein, mitochondrial. The transcript has 2 exons. The coding region runs from base 88 to 774 and encodes 228 amino acids. Gene Ontology annotation, biological process: response to heat. The record is from RefSeq and is a predicted model, not a curated record. NCBI's taxonomy places the organism in Eukaryota, Viridiplantae, Streptophyta, Magnoliopsida, Fabales, Fabaceae.
AGUUGUCUCAGUUCCACCAACUAUCAGCAAGAACAUACAAAACAGACAAAGAGAAACAAGCAGCAGUGUUGAACAUCAAGUCAUCAUAUGGCUUUGGCACGUUUGGCUUUGAAAGAUUUGCGAGGAAGGUUGUUUGCUUCAUCUUCCUUCAGCAGCCAUAGUUCUGGUGGCUUGCACAAGCAGAGAUGGAACAAUGAAUUGCUCAAAAGGUUUGCCACUGCAGCAGGUGAUAAAGGAAAAUCUGAAGCCACUGAAGUUGCUGUCACUGAAGGGAAAAAGUCUAACAGGUUGUUCCCCAGAAGGAGGAACAGAAGAUGGAUUUGGAGAAACCAUGAUCGUGAAUUCCCUCCAGCUCUCUAUGAGUUCUUUCCUUCAGGGCUUGGGAAUGCACUGAUGCAGGCAAGUGAGAACAUCAACAGGGUUUUUGAGAACAUGAAUCUGACACCUUGGUCUCUGAGUGGUCGUGUGAAAGAGAGAGACGAUCAUUACAAACUGAGGUAUGAGAUGCCAGGAAUGACAAAAGAGGAGGUGAAGAUCACCAUUGAUGAUGGGGUGUUGACAAUAAAGGGAGAGCACAAGGAAGAGAAAGAAGAAGGAGAAGAUGAUGAGUAUUGGUCAUCAAGUAGCUAUGGAUACUAUAACACAAGCCUGGUUUUGCCUGAUGAUGCUAAGGCUGAUGACAUUAAAGCAGAGUUGAAGGAUGGUGUCUUAAUUGUCACCAUUCCUAGGACUGAGAAACCCAAAAAGGAUGUGAAACAAGUCACAGUAGAAUGAUGUUAAGGUUUUCCUAAUAGAGGUGUGACAAUAAAGCGAUGUACUUUGUGACAUGUGUUUGGUUCUUUUGGAGUUAAAAUGUAAAAUAAUCAAAUAAAACCUAUGACCUGUGAAAGUUUUAUUUUUGUUUCUUUUUA